CCUUCAGUCAUUCGACGCUUUGCGCGUAGCAGAUUUCUCUCUCUCUCUUUCUCGUUCUCCGUCUCUGUCGUUUUUUUUUUGCGUGUGUGCGUGCCCCGUCCGUGUUCGCUCUGGCUGUAUACUUUGAAAAGCAGCCCCAGCUGCUUUAGCGCUGCUUCGCCUCUCUCGUGUGCAAUUUGCUAUUAUAGCUAUUGCAGAGCAGCGUGUAUAUACGUAUACAUCAAAUAAGAAUAAGUUGGAGGUGUAUAUGUCUCACUGUUCGGCGUGGUGAACUGUUGUUUUUUUUUUGUUUUCAAUUGUUGUAGUGUUAUCGGUGCAACGAGGCGUAAUUUGAUACAUAUACGCUCCAAGUGUAGAAAGCCGAACACUCUUCGCUCCUGGCGCAGAGGGAUACAAACUCGCAACAUACAUUUUUCCGACGUUUGUCAGAUCUUGUAAUAUAUACAUAACACAUAAAGCGAGGAGGCCUUUUAAAAAAGGGGGCCGCCGCCAAUAAAUACAUCUAUAUACAUCCGUAUCGUCGUCGCAUUCGUCAUCAUGGUCAUAAAAGUCUAUGUGUCGGGCAUCAGCGGCAACAAGGAAGUGAAGAAGAGACAGAUGAGGGUCUUGAUGAUUUUGGAGAGCAAGAGCGUCGAUUUUCAAGUGAUAGAUAUCACAGAACCUGGAAAGGAGGCUGAGAAAGAAUACAUGCAAGUUAAUAGUUCAGCUAGGGACAGCAAGUAUCCAUUACCUCCACAAAUCUUUAAUGAUGAAGAUUACUGUGGUGAUUACGAAGACUUUGAUAUGGCAAAUGAGAUGGAUGAGCUAGAAAAAUUCCUGAAAGGAGUUUCAUUUUUACCAGAGGAAAAUUCUGAAAACAAGUCAGAUAAACCACAGAAUGGAAAUGCUUCUAGUCGAGAGCCAUCAGCUGACAAAGACGGCACAGAUAAUAAUGGUUUGGAAGAUGGAUUAUCUGAGGCUGAUAAUGAUCAAAAACAAUCUGAAUCAGAAACAAAGGAAUUGUCAAAUGAUGAUUUAGACCUUGAUGAUGAUCAAGAAAAAAUGGACGAUGAUUCUGAAAAAAUAAAAGAAGACGAUGAAUAGAAUGUUUUUAUGCACUGGUUGCAUCAGCAUCAUGUUUUGAAGUAAUUGUGACCAAAUCUUCCUUUUAUAACGAUUUACUUCAUUUUUAUAAAAACACAUUUUUUGAGAUGAGGUAAAACUGCCAGCAAUACGUCCACACAAAUUCUUAGGGUUGACAUAAAAGUACUUUUGUGAAGUGCUUAUUUUAUAAACACAACUCUCCUCUGGUCAACUCUUAAUUAAGUUCAAACAUACUCGCUUAGUUUUUACUUUCAUAAUAUUUCUUUUAUUUCGUUUUAAGAACGAAAUUAUUAACAAAGAAAAUUAUAUAUUUUGUGCUCUUUGGUUUCAAUUCAAGGAAAAUUGUAUAUAGAAAUUUAUUCAUAUAGUAAUACAAAAUCAUGAAAACCGAUCUAUUUGUAAAAAUCACUUUGAUAGCUUAAAGAAAUUGUAUUUGAUUCAAGUUACAAGAGACUGCUAGCAUAUAGCAAGAAUAAAUGUUAUAAUGUACAUUCCUGCA
Messenger RNA from Trichogramma pretiosum, 1582 nucleotides. RefSeq names its product SH3 domain-binding glutamic acid-rich protein homolog. The transcript is spliced from 5 exons. Lineage: Eukaryota; Metazoa; Arthropoda; Insecta; Hymenoptera; Trichogrammatidae. Gene Ontology annotation, cellular component: cytoplasm. Bases 538 to 1083 code for a protein of 181 amino acids. The record is from RefSeq and is a predicted model, not a curated record.